ACAUAAGUGUUGUGUGUUUUAUUUUACGUUAUCUUUUAUACCAAGAUUAUUGUUAUUUGUUGAGAGUAAUUACAGGCCAUGGAAAGCUUGUCUUCUAGUCCAAAUAUGAGUGCAGAAGCGACAGGCGAAAUUUUUCCGAAUACAUCACCUCAGAACGCAAGAUAUCUGGAAGAAAAUUCAGAUAACACUACUGAAUUUUAUUUUGAAUCAGACCAUUUAGCCCUCAAAGGAAACGGAGAUUAUCUGAAUCUCCUUAAGACCAUAGCCGUUUUAGAAUCACAAAGAACAAAAGCUAUUCAGGACUAUGACAAGCUGUUGGCCAUACAAGAAGCAGCAAUGCAAGAUCCAAUGAAAUUUGUUGAAAAACUUCAAAGAGGAGAAGACUUGGGAAUCCCAGUACCACAAGUUAUUGAAGAACUCCCAGUCAUUGACUGGUCCUCAUACAAUGUGACAGUACCUACAGAUUCACUGAAGCCUCUUACCAGGAAAGAUUCAAACAGGCAUGCAGGUACUUCAUUGGACUCUGUCAUGAACACUGAACAUGAUUCAUGUGACUUGAAAUCCAAAAUUUUAGUUCGAGGCCGACCAUUUGAUGACAGCAAGCCUGAAACAUUCAACCAGCUGUGGACAGCAGAGGAACAGCGACGAUUAGAAGAACUGCUGGUUGAAUAUCCACCUGAAGAGGUAGAGUCCAGACGAUGGCAGAAGAUUGCAGCAGCCCUGGGGAAUCGCACGACCAAGCAAGUUUGCAGCCGAGUGCAGAAAUAUUUUAUCAAGCUUCAUAAAGCAGGAUUACCUGUCCCAGGAAGAUCUCCAAAAUUGCAGUCUUUAGAUAUAUUUCGAAAGGGAUACCAUCCUCAUCGGCAUCAGAAGAACAAUCAUUAUUUGUUGAAGCAAACAACAUUUUUCCCAUCUCAAGAUGUUCCAGUGUACAUGUCUGACUAUGAUGAUGAAACAGUUGGAUCCUGCACCAAUAUUUCCACAGGAGAAUAUGGCACAAAAAUGGAAGAUAGAUUAUCGGAUGAUGAUAUAAAUGCAGCACAGAAGCAUGAAAAUUCAGCCGAGUACCAACAGCUUUGUCUUCUGCGGAGGGUGAAGAGAGACAAGGAGAUGGAAAAGGGCAGGUUUCCUGUUGAACAUUUAGGCUACAAGUGUGACCUGUGCAAACAGGAGCCUCUGCUUGGGACCAGAUGGCAUUGUGUUGACUGCCCACCCAACAUGUCUGUCGACUUCUGCACGGAUUGUGUUGUGACACAAAUAGAAUCCAGCAGUCCUCACCCUGUAAUGCACCACUUCGUGGAUUUAAGGAAAAAUGAGGAGCAGAGAAGAGGCUUGUGGGAUCAGGAUUACAUGCCCCACAGUUUCUCUUUGACUGGAAAGCCAAACAGUUACAACUAUCUGGACCCAAACUUCAUGCCUGAGUAAUGCAUAGUAUUUUUAUAUUAGCCAAGAAUUUUAAUUGUAUGCAUCCUUUUAUUAAUCUGAUGUACUUGCAUAGGAACAGUUAAGAUUUCAGGUUCUCAUGAUGACAAGUAUGAAAAUGGCUCUCUUCUGGGAUGUUGAGUCAUGUAGUCUGGUAUAAAUUGAUUGAUGUUUCAGAAGUAAAUUCUGCCUCCAACCCAAAAGACAGCCAUCUUAUUCUUAACAGUUAUCUGUACCUGUGGCAAUGAAUAUGAAUGGGCUGGGUUCCUAACUGACUCUUGCAACAAGACCGUUUCUUGAUCUUUUCUGCAUCUCCAUUCUCUUCAAUCAUCUGCUAACAGUUCCGCACCUCCUACAUAGCAGGAUCUUGUCAUUGUCUUCUCAGCUUCCCUAGGUUAGCUGGUACUGUUUGCUUUCUGAGGUGGUAUACCAGAAUCGUUGGCUCUCUGCUGAGAAAAAUUAACUUGCAGAUGGAGGGUUCCUUUGUGUGGCUUUGCCACUUUCUCUUUUAUUUUCCUUGUUUCAGUUUUGCUCCCUGGGAAUUGAGGAAUAGUUGUCUUCUCAGCUUCCCUGGAUUCACUGAUGUCAUUUCCGCCAGAACUGUUGGCAUUCUGCUGAGAAAAGUCAACUUUCAGUUAUAAACUCUGUGCCCUUAUAUGGUUUUGUCAUUUCUCUUAUUUUUCAUAUUCCAUUUAUUUUCUGUGACAAGUAGAGAACAAGUGUCACCACCCCACCCACAGAGCCCCCCAUAUGGGCAGAAAACAUUAAUGCGAAGGAAUUGUUAGGACACUACCAUAUCCACUCCAGUGUCAUGCAGCCCUUUGCAGGAUAUCUGGCAUCUUGGCUUCAGUGGAUCAGAGCCUGUUUUCACUGUCAAAAGACAUUAGCCGCCUCCACAGCAAAGGGUUGGAUUUUGGAGGAGUGUCUGUACCUGACUCUAUCCAUGCAACAAACAAGAUUUCUCAGGGAUCGUAGCAAUUUUUUUUCAGAGUAACUCUGGUGUUUAACAUUGUUAGUGAAAGAAAUACUUUUCCUGCCUUUUCUUUGUUAUUGGAUAUUAUUUGUUGUUUUUUUGUAAGAAGUCAUAGUCAAGUUACCAUGGUUAUCAUGUAAGAACAAAAGAAGGAAUUUGUUAAAUUUAACUCAGGAAUGGAAUGGUUAAAGCUCUGUAAGUAUUUAUAAUUGUCAAAGAUUUGAUGUGUGUACCACUAAUAUGUAAACUCACCCAUACAGAAAUUAACAUGGCAGGUCAGCACUCUUUCAGACUCUAA
Messenger RNA from Zootermopsis nevadensis, 2693 nucleotides. It is a transcript of the gene Atac1, whose product is annotated as Ada2a-containing complex component 1. Gene Ontology annotation, molecular function: zinc ion binding. The record is from RefSeq and is a predicted model, not a curated record. NCBI's taxonomy places the organism in Eukaryota, Metazoa, Arthropoda, Insecta, Blattodea, Termopsidae.